Molecule: messenger RNA, 456 nt
Organism: Catharus ustulatus (Swainson's thrush)
Lineage: Eukaryota; Metazoa; Chordata; Aves; Passeriformes; Turdidae
Product: translation initiation factor IF-2-like
Exons: 3
Coding region: 1-381 (126 amino acids)
Source: RefSeq, a predicted model, not a curated record
AUGGGGACGCCUCGUCGUUCUCCCUCCCCAAAUCCUCUCUCGAGGGAAACGCCAGCAGUGCCCACUCCCGGGACAGCCCAGUUGGUGAGACCCCGAGCCCUCCCGGAGGAGGGGGCCCGGCGGCACAGGAGGGGAACCUGCCCCGCGGCUGCGGCUCAGCGCGCCCCGCAAGAUGAGUUUGGAGGAGCGAGUGCGCCGCGGACAACCUGGAUGAGCGGGGAGAGGCCGGGGCUGCCCCCGGGCCGGGCGAGCAGCACCCCCGGCACGGCGGCCCCUCACGGUGGCCCCUCACGGCGGCGCCGGGCCCGGCCCGGGGCUCGCUCCUGGGGAGCCUCUCUGGGCCGAGGCCGAGUAAACCCGGUUAAUGAUGUGCAGACGUGACUCCGCCGCCUCCCCCCCACUCCAUCGGAAGAGCAUAAAGGCCAAUAAAUUACCUCCGCUGCUUAUCUGAAAAUC